AUGGCCUCUAUCCGUCCUCCGUUCAAUCUCAAAACCGCGACCGAAAAGGUCAAGUUCGCUCAGAACAUGUGGAACUCUACCAACCCUGUCCAAGUUUCCAAGGGGUACACAAGAGACUGCAUCUGGCGGAACCGCGCCUCCUUCAUCCAAGGCACCGAACAAAUCAUCGACCUCCUGACGAAGAAGUGGGAGCGUGAAGCCUCGUACCGCCUUCGCAAAGAGCUCUUCGCCUUCAUGGACGACAAGAUCGCUGUGCAGUUUUGGUAUGAAUUCCAAGACACGACGGACGGCAUGAAGUGGAAGAGAUGCUAUGGACUUGAAGAUUGGACAUUCGAUCGUGAGUCCGGAAAGAUGAGGAAGAGACACAUGAGCGGGAAUGAGAUCGUGUUGGGCAAGAAUGGCGAUGGGGUGGCGGUCCCAGAAGAGGGUGUCCAGGGCCGAUGGUUCGUUGAUGGUGUCGACGUUGACGAUGAUAGCGUUACGGAAAUGAUUACUGAGGCCCACUGGUAA
Rhinocladiella mackenziei CBS 650.93 is the source of this 510-nucleotide messenger RNA. RefSeq lists its product as uncharacterized. Lineage: Eukaryota; Fungi; Ascomycota; Eurotiomycetes; Chaetothyriales; Herpotrichiellaceae. The transcript has a single exon. The record is from RefSeq and is a predicted model, not a curated record. Bases 1 to 510 code for a protein of 169 amino acids.